This is a messenger RNA of Haliotis rufescens (red abalone), 1164 nucleotides long. RefSeq names its product C-type lectin lectoxin-Lio3-like. Lineage: Eukaryota; Metazoa; Mollusca; Gastropoda; Lepetellida; Haliotidae. The transcript has 3 exons. Bases 73 to 738 code for a protein of 221 amino acids. The record is from RefSeq and is a predicted model, not a curated record.
UGCUUAAAAUACGACGACUGAAGUCGCUGAGACUCCAUACCGCUUUCAGCCUUGAAGAGAAACACUUUGAAAAUGGGGUUAGCAAUAGUCGUUGUGCUCCAUGGGAUGUUUCUGGCCUCCCUACCACCCGGCGUCCCCGUCUCGUCAAGAGGGGAAUGUGUGUACAGAUGUUACUAUCAGAAGGACUGUUCCUCCCUCUUCUACGAUGUUAGCACCAACCUGUGCCAGCUGUCUACUGAAGUGUACCUUGAACGCGACUUGACGAACACACCAACCAACAUGCAGUACCUUGUAUGGAGAAGAGAUGACUGUGGCAAUGACUACACGUGGUACCGUACUCUUGGCCUCUGCUACAAGAUCUACACCUCCAUAAAAACCUGGUUCAAAGUCAACACUACAUGUCAUCAAGACGGCGGAUACCCUGUCAAAGUGGACAGUGCUGGCAUCAACGCACUUGUGAACAAGAUAUCUGAUUCUUAUUCUGCCAGAAUAUGGCUGGGUGGUUUUCAAGUUGAAAAGCUCAGUGGAAUUUGGACAUGGCCUGAUGGAAGUGUAAUCACUCCCGCCUUCUGGGACGAAACCAGUAACCAGCCAGACCGAGGUAUAUCAGAUCAGUGUAUUCUGGUACAAUCAGGUUCUGGGACAUCCAGGAGGUGGCAUGAUGCCCCAUGUACAUGGGCCGCUCUGAUGUUCGUGUGUCAGCGUCCUCUGAAGGAAGAGCUUUACUGCUGGCAAUAGGUGAAAAGAAGACUCAUAUGAAACAGAUAUGAACAAACUACAGUUACAUGCACGAGUGAAACCGGUUUGAAUUUGUAAAAUGUGUUUGCAAUGAUGAGUGUCUAUUGUUUUGCAAGUAAUGUUACUGUAUAUUCCUGUUUGGGUGUCAGUCAGUGCACAAGUUACACUGAAUGCAACAAGGAUAUGUACAUGUACAUAUGAACAUUUAAUACACGAUUUCUAAAUUCUCUUAACAUGGAGAUUUGAAUUUUUUUCAUUCUAUAAUCUUGUGUGGAAUGUGUCGUGCAGCUCCAAGACGUUUACUGCUUUGUUCAAUUCAAAUCAAUUCUUUAUUGUAUGAAAGGCCACAGGCCAAUAUACAACAGAGUUACUUAACAUAUUUUAUAAAAUACAAAGUCAAGGUAACCAUUCACUUCGUAACAAAAA